Molecule: messenger RNA, 1251 nt
Organism: Trichoderma aggressivum f. europaeum
Lineage: Eukaryota; Fungi; Ascomycota; Sordariomycetes; Hypocreales; Hypocreaceae
Exons: 1
Coding region: 1-1251 (416 amino acids)
Molecular function (GO): NADH dehydrogenase activity
Source: RefSeq, a predicted model, not a curated record
AUGGCCGCACAGAAAGAAAGAGUCGUUGUCAUUGGAAGUGGCUGGGCUGGCUAUAGCCUUGGCUACGGUAUCGAUCACAAAAAGUACGAUAUCACUUUGAUUUCGCCAGAAAAUACUUCUGCGGUAACUCCUUUGUUGGCCAGUGCUGCUUGUGGACUAUUUGACCCUCGAUUGGCUCAUGAGCCCCUGCGACGAAGGGAUUUCCAUGCCAAGUAUAUCAAGGCUUCGGUUGUCGACAUCGAUUUUGACGCCCAAAUUCUCAUUUGUCAACCAGCAUUCGAGGAGCUCAAGGAUGAGCGUUUCAAUGUCGAAUACGACAAAGUUAUUCUUGUGCCAGGAUGUCGCAGCAACACUUUCGGCAUCCCUGGUGUGGCGGAGAAUGCCAUCUUUGUCAAGAAUGUUGCCAACGCGAAUGCAGUUCGCAGCCGAUUGAACGACAUUCUUGAGAUGGCCUCGCUUCCAGGAACAUCGGAAGACCGUCAGAGGCAACUGCUGCACGUGGCUGUUGUCGGUGGCGGUCCUACUGGUAUUGAGGUCGCGGCUGAACUAACGGAUUUGUUUGACGGAGACGUUGGAGUCUUGUUUCCCCACUUGAAGGGCAAGGCGUCUGUCUCUGUGUACGACGUGGCUCCUCAGAUUCUGACACCAUUCGAUCAAAAACUGGCAGAAUACGCUUGCAGCGCCCUGAAAACUGGCAAAGUCAACGUUAAGGUGAACACGCACAUCCUCAAAGUUACCAAGAAUACGAUUGAAACUCAGGAGGACGGGGCUACCGGUUACGGUAUGCUCAUCUGGGCCACGGGAAACAAGUCUGUUCCUCUAAUCGACCAAUUGAACCUCCGUAAGACAGAGAAGGGAUUAGUACGGAUCUUGACAGAUGACCACCUCAAUGCUUUCGCACCAGAUGGCAGCGUCCUGAAGAAUGUAUUCGCAUUGGGAGAUGCGGGAGAUAUUGAAGGCGGGACUCUCCCAACAACCGCUGAAGUUGCGAUUCAAAAAGCAGAUUAUAUCAUCAACCUGCUCAACGAGAAUGUCAAAUCUCCCUUUGAGUACAAACAGCGCUCUCUGGUGACGUACACGGGAAGAUGGGAUGGUGUAGUCCAAGGAAAACGCGAAUAUACGGGCUAUGGAGCAUGGCUGAGUUGGAGAUCUGGCAACUUUUUCUGGACGCGGUCGUGGCGAAGAAAGAUUUUGAUGGGCUAUGCAUGGUUUAUGGAUUGGUUGGAUGGAAGAGAGAUUAUUCGCAAUUAG